GAACACCUGCAACGCAAGAAAGGAAGGGGGGAAGUGAGAUCCACAUUGUCCGGAUUUCACACGUGUCUAAGUACAUUAACGCUGAGGAAGGAAAAAACAAAAAAAAACCGAUGAGUGGCCUUCGUCGUCGUCGUUUCCCCGCCCCUCUCCUCCCCUUACUCAUCUUCCAAAUUCUACCAUUAACUAUAUCAUUUACUCCUAAUCACCUUAAUGACAACAACACUCAAUUCCUUAAGGACGUUUUGAAGGAGAUAUCGGUGAAGCAAGAUUGGGAUUUGGAGGGAAUUGAGAUUUCGAAGCUGGAAGUGAGUAAAAUUAGGAUUUUUAGUUCUCAGAGAUACGAGUUUAAGAUCCGAGUUGGUAAAAGUUACAUGCUACUUAAAUUCCCUGAUGAAGUAGAUUCUCGGAAGAAGUUGAGCAAACCAAAAUCAAGUAUUGAUUUUGGAGACCUGAUUAAGGAAUUCGGUUCCAUGCCUGUACUUGACACUUUGAAACUCCAAGGCCCUUUUGAUUUGUGGGUUAGUGGCCAUGGCAAUUUCUCUUUGCUAUUGCCGAUGAAUGCUUCAUAUGGUGGUCUGAAACGAAUAAUAGUGGGAGAAGGAAUCUCUGUAGAAGUGAAAGGAGCUAAAGAGGUCUCUCUUUUUCAAGAUUUUGAUCUUAGUUUGGCUUUGAAUGGAAGUGACAUUAAUAAUAAUAAGAUGGGAAAUGGUUUCUACCCUUUCGGGGAUUCGAUCUGCCCGCCGUUAUUACCUAUAAGAAUUAUUGGAUCUGCAUCGCUUGUUGCCAACAAGAAUUGGGACCCUGAUGCUGAAAUUGAAACGAGAAUGUUAUCAAAGAAGACUAUCGAGUUGGUAUCUAAUAAGUGUUACGCUAGGAAUGUGUACAAGAAUCGGGCUAGCACCAUGCACUUUUUAAGUUCCAGUAUUGCUAGGCUGGAAGAAGUUUUGAGAAGUUUUCUUGGUGACAGAAUUACUCGAAAUGGAUUGUCGAGCUUUCUUAGAGUAACUGCUAAAGCAUCAACACUGAUUCGUUUUCAAUUAGAACUGGAGAAAAGUUUCGGGAGCAACGAGACUGUUCAAGAAGUGUUGGCAGAGUGGAGAACGAGGCCUACUGUUGAACGGGUUUGGUUUGAGGUAUUAGCAAGAGUUGAGGGUGAGAAGCUAAAACCCGUAAUUGUUAAGAAGGUUCGACCUUUUAUUGCUGUUGAUUCUGCUUCUUGGAGUAAUUUAAUGUCUAAUAUUUCCUUCACAAAUUUCCCAUCUGUUCUUGUACCUCCUGAGGCUCUAACACUGGAUGUGAAAUGGUAGGACAUAACUUUUGUAAAUAGUGUAAUUUUAGAAUGUUUACAUGACAAAGUAACGAGCUGUUAUUUGUGCUUAGCUUCAAUUGAUGAUGUAAAUAGGAUCACCAACGCCCAGUUUUUGCACUAACCGCUUCAUUUUGCAGUCCUGGCUUUGAAUCAGUGCAGUGUUGCCAUUAUUUUGCUUUGGCUUUGUGAUUGUGGCUUUUAGGAGCAUGCCCCCCUUGCCUGUACUGUUGUAUACCAUGGAAAGUUAUGUCUUACGAUGAUUGCCCAACACUCUCUUGAGAAUUUUA
This is a messenger RNA of Populus euphratica (Euphrates poplar), 1596 nucleotides long. RefSeq names its product signal peptidase I. The transcript is spliced from 4 exons. Lineage: Eukaryota; Viridiplantae; Streptophyta; Magnoliopsida; Malpighiales; Salicaceae. The coding region runs from base 111 to 1307 and encodes 398 amino acids. The record is from RefSeq and is a predicted model, not a curated record.